Pecten maximus is the source of this 1380-nucleotide messenger RNA. RefSeq names its product sodium- and chloride-dependent glycine transporter 2-like. Gene Ontology annotation, biological process: sodium ion transmembrane transport. The record is from RefSeq and is a predicted model, not a curated record. The transcript has 11 exons. NCBI's taxonomy places the organism in Eukaryota, Metazoa, Mollusca, Bivalvia, Pectinida, Pectinidae. Gene Ontology annotation, cellular component: membrane. The coding region runs from base 1 to 1380 and encodes 459 amino acids.
AUGAAGGAGACCAGUGCUGUUAAUGUUAAAUGGACCUCCCACGUUGAGUUUGUUGUGGCGUUACUUGGAUAUUCCAUCGGUUUACCGGAAUUCUGGAGAGUACCGUAUUUGACCUACAGGAAUGGAGGGGGUCCUUUUAUUAUCGCCUACAUCCUGUUGAUGCUGGUGUGCGGGCUUCCGUUGUACUUCCUAGAACUAGCCCUGUCUCAGUACUCGGGCAAAGGACCGUGGCGAUUUUGGGAUAUCUGUCCGUUAUUGAGAGGUAUUGGUAUCGCCAUAGCAGUCAUCAACGCUAUAAGUGCCAUUAACACAGCCAUUUUGGAAGCCUGGGCAUUGGAGUAUUUCGUGAACUCGUUUAAAUCAGUUCUGCCGUGGACCAACUGUGACAAUGACUGGAACACCCUAGCGUGUUACCGUGAAGGAUCAAAUAAACUUCUUUGGAACAUGUCCAUGUACAACAGCAGUGUAUACAACCAUAGCAUUGCAAAUGUAACAAUUACACCUGGAACAAAUCACUCGGUGGAUUCUGUUGACGAGUUUUGGCUGUAUCGGAUCCUGAGAAUUUCUGAUGGAAUUAACGACAUUGGAGCUAUCAGUGCUAUAUUUGUGGUUUACCUAUUCGGGAUGAGACUAGUGGCGGCAAUAAGUAUUGUGAAAAGUGUCGAAAGUAUGGGAAAGGUGUUGUAUGUUACUGCCCUGUUACCUGUGGCCCUAGUCCUAAUAAUCUGGGUUCGAGCCUUGACAUUAACCGGUGCUACCAAAGGGAUAAUGUAUUUUUUAUCUGCUGACUUCAGAAGGUGGUUUUUCCAUAGGAUUCAUCGCCUAUCCCAAAGCCCUGAGUUAUUUCCCCUUACCACAACUCUGGCAAUAUUGACAGAACCAUUUCUGAUGAUUCUUGAAGAAAUGUUCCCCAAAGCUCUGAACAAUCGAAGGAUUCCACUUUUGGCUGCCGUCAGUGUUGGGAUGUUUCUUGUCGGCUUACCCUAUGCUACUCAGGCAGGAGUCUACAUAUUUCUGCUGGUUGACUGGUACACUGGAACUUGGAGCGUUAUGCUGAUGUGUAUGGCCGAGUGUAUUGUCUUUGCAUGGAUUUAUGGCACCCACAGAAUAGAUCGUGACGUUCGCCUGAUGCUUAACAGACCCCUUCCAACUAUUGUUCGUAUAAGUACAGCGUUCAUUAUGCCAGUUUUUCUCACGCGGAUCAAACACCUCGCACGACACACACUACAGUGGAUUCCAGCAAAUGAGAAGGCUGAGGAAAUCUACAGGGACUCUGAACGUUCAGCAGAAUUUACCUGGAAACAACUGUUCUGGUUUAAUCUUACAGGACAAGGAGGCAUUGUUAUAAAUGACUGUGGGGACUCUGUCCAAAUGCUGUAG